This is a messenger RNA of Emiliania huxleyi CCMP1516, 1137 nucleotides long. RefSeq lists its product as hypothetical. The coding region runs from base 23 to 886 and encodes 287 amino acids. Lineage: Eukaryota; Haptophyta; Isochrysidales; Noelaerhabdaceae. The transcript has 2 exons. The record is from RefSeq and is a predicted model, not a curated record.
UCGUGAGGCAAGCCGGGUACACAUGAGGGGCGCUCUUGUGCUGCUCUUUGCCGCAUGCGGGCUGGCGGGGAAACACGGUGGUGCUGGGCACAAGCACCAAACACCAGCCUGCGUUGAGCAUCCGAAGGAGUGCACAGACCUCUGCGCGAGCGUUGGCAAGUUUGUAGGAAUGAACCGCAAAGGAGUGCAAGACGGACGUGGAUGGAGCUGGUACUACCCAGCCGUGCAGAAGUACGCCACCUGCAUUCGCGCGGAGAAGUGGGUGGAGGUGGGUGCCGCGUGGGGCGCGCUUGCAAAGCACAUGCUGCAGCAUGCGACGAUCGAAGCAGGUGGGCCGAUCGCGGAGUACCACAUCGUCGACCCCUUUCUUGGCGGGUAUGACGAGAAAGAUCCGAUGAGCCGGAUGUUCCGGUUGGCCGUCGCGAACCAGUCCUACGAGAACAUCUCAAUCGCGUGGGCCCAAAACAUUGGCUGGGCUCUUGGCGGCGGCGGUGAGGCUGCCGCGGGCUGCCGCUUGCGCGUCCACCGCGAGACGUCCGUCAGCGGCGCGCGACUCUUUGCAGACAAGAGCGUCGACGCCGUGUUCAUCGACGGGCUGCACACGUACGAGGGCGUGAAGGAGGACAUCAUCGCGUGGGCACCCAAGGUCAGGGAGGGCGGCUCGCUCAUCUUCAACGACUACCCAAACACCGUGUGGUUUGCUGGCAUCCAACGGGCAGUGGACGAGGAGGCCGCACGGCGCGGAGUAUCGCUUCGCUUCAUCAACCCAAAGCAGCAUGACAACGCCGUCCUGGGUGGCGAUCCCAACUGCGCUGAGCUGGCGCCUCCCCAAGCGAAAAGGCAGGGCAAAAAGCACGGCCACGGCAAAAAGCACGGCGACGCAUAGCGCCGCCUACAGGCGACGCACACCGCCUCGAUCCGGCCCGCCUAGUGUGGGGGAGGGCGGUCAUGCCGCGGAGUACGGAGGGUUGCUCGUCCCCGAGCCCACCCCGGCACACAAUAAAGCCUUCCAAUGCGGGCGGUCAUGCCGUGCAGUACGGUUGCUCGUCCGUCGUCCCUGAGCCCACCUCGGCACACACAAUAAAGUCUACCAGUGCGGGCGUGUCGCCCCCUACCGUAAAGAGUCUCACCUUAUGC